Messenger RNA from Phlebotomus papatasi, 6429 nucleotides. RefSeq names its product early growth response protein 1-like. The record is from RefSeq and is a predicted model, not a curated record. Lineage: Eukaryota; Metazoa; Arthropoda; Insecta; Diptera; Psychodidae. Gene Ontology annotation, biological process: regulation of transcription by RNA polymerase II. The transcript has 5 exons. The coding region runs from base 1135 to 3792 and encodes 885 amino acids. Gene Ontology annotation, molecular function: DNA-binding transcription factor activity, RNA polymerase II-specific; RNA polymerase II cis-regulatory region sequence-specific DNA binding.
UGAUCAAACAAACGCUUUCCGAUCGUAUUCCGACGCCCCGACACUGUGGUGGUGGAGGAGAGAUACAGUUUUCAAGAAAUCACCGUCUCAGUCGUGUGUGCUUUUCAAUAAUUCCUCAACUCGUGCGAAUUCCCAAUUCAAUGGCAAAACCAUUGAGGCGGAAUUAACAGCGUCGCUCACAGUAAUUCCGAACGCACUCAUCGACGAACUCCCCUAAAACACUUGCUAUAUGGUUUUUGCUCUCGAAGGAAAAUUUCUUUUUAUUCUCUUUUUCGCGAUUUUCACUGACAAUUUUGCUGGCAACAGUGAUUAAAACUGUGAUCAUCACCAAUGCAAGUAAUUAGUGAUGCAUUCAGUGCUCAUCCCUACUCCCAAGUGUCUUUGAAUAAAUUUUGUGAAUGAGCAUCGUAUAGUUGUGAAAAUAUCUAAAUGUUCCCAUUUACGAAUUUAGUACCAGAGAAGCAAGUUGAAAUCACUAAACCCGGGAAAAGUUUGUCAUAAGACAUAAAGGAAGUGAGUUCAAACUUAUCAAACACAUGUUUUCCCAUUUCUUCUACUGAAUGACAUUUUCGCGCGCUGAACCGCGAAAAAGACAAACACCGCGCAUUGAAACUACCAACAAACCACAGUUUCAACCCCAAAAAAAAGACAAUUUAAAAAUAAAUCCGUGUUUUGUGAUGUAUCAUAGUGUUUAGUGUAAAGUUGUGUAUUGGCGCAGGAAUAAGGGAGCAACAAGUGGAAAUGUGAAACCCUGGGAAGCUUCAUACAUAGAGGGCUUUAAAGGUCACAUAGAAUUGAGGGAAUUGAUGUGUAACUAAAACAACAUUAUCGAAGUAAAUUAAUACAAUUUUCCUGGAAUUCCCGCCUAUUAGUCCUGCCCAUUUUCCAUCAUCAGCUUUUUCCAUCCAUCUUUUUCGACUCGGGAAAAAUCUCUCUUGUCAGUUUCCACUGCGAAUUCUCCGGCUCGUGACGUGUUUGUGGCAGUCUUAAUUGCGGGAAUUCACUGUUUUUCCUCCAAAAAUAAAAGAAUUGUAUAGUGGGCUUGUGAGAAGGAUUUAGAAGUGUGUGAUGUUUUCCAAGUGAUGGAGAUCUCCUUUUUUAUUUGCCUCGAACUGAAGGCCUCAACUAUUGACAAUGUUAGCGAUGCGUCGUGAAAGUGAUCGACCAUACGGAAGUAGUGGAACAACUGGAAACAGUGGAAAUCUCGUGCCCAACAUCAACAGCAAUUACUCAGCUUAUCCUUCAAGCGAAACAUCUUGCCUCAACAAUUCAGCUGGUCCUACAGGAGCAGGUCUCGAUGAGUACGUGGAUAUCCUCCAGGUUCAGCAACUCCUCCUCGAUUCAACACCAGCAACAGGUGCCAAUACAGGUCCUACGAACAACACCACUAACACCUCAAAGGCACGUCCUCGCGUCAAUUUGCAGAAAGCUGCCGAGUACUCAAGUCAGACACAAGCGGAAUCUCCGUCCAGGCGCGUCCUGCUUGAUUAUCCGAGUCCCUAUCUCUAUGGCAACUAUCACCACACGUCACCCAGUGAGGAUUUAGUUGCACUAUGGUUUGGCGGGAAUGGAUCAGGUGGCGUUGCCCCUGGACCACCUGCCACGGCCAUGAUCAUGGAAGGGUUGGAAACCCUCGUUGCGCCAUCGCAUCACGCAUUCCUGCUAACUGAAUCCGCUGCAGCGGCCCAUUUUAACGUGCUGAGCUUCGACACUUGCCUGUUCAAGUCGGCCACCACCACAUCGUCCAGCAUCAGCAGCCACACCAGCAGCCCAGCCAAUCACCACGGCUCCGCCACCGGCAACGGCAACACAAUCACCAGCUGUGGCAACGGCCCCACUGGCAAUCUCAACAACAACACCCUCAGUAUCAACCACAAUCUCAGCGCUGCCAACCAGCAGCAACAAUCGCCCCACCAGGAAGCCCAGCAGCAGCAACAGAGCUCAGGUGGUGGAGGACAUCCCCACUUGAGUCUUCUCACCACACCCGGAGCUACAGGGUCUGUGGGUGCUGAAGCACCAUCAACUGCCGAGGACGUCCAGGCGGCCUCGGAAUCCCAGCAGGGAGAUCUCAAUACACCUGUCACUACAUCUGGUGACAUACCCUCAUUCUUCGGACCCGCCACUGUCGUCGAACCACCGCCAAUUACUGGUUCUAUUGAAUCCGAAGAUUUGUCACUAGAGCCACAGAGUACAUCGAGCCCGUGUGGCAGCUUGUGCAGUCCACUGAAGGAAGAGCGCAGUAGUCCAUCAUCAAUAAUCAAGGAGGAGACAAGUAAUACCAGUAGUGCUACCAUGUAUCCCCAUCAUCAUCAUCAUCAGAAUCAUCAAAAUGCAGCACAACAGCAACACCAUCAUCCACACCAACAACAACACAAUAGCCACGAUACUCAACAUAACACGCUAAACAAUCAACCACAUCAACACCACAGUCAUCACCAACACCACAGCCAUCACACAACACAGCAUCAAUCUCCGUCAUCUGCAUCGAAUCCAAAUACGUCCGCCCACCAUCAACACCACAACCACCACCAAAAUCCACAGAACGCGGGCAAAAUUUCAUAUCGUGGCAUUUUCACAGCUACCGGCAGUCCGAGCAUGGGUCUCACCACAACCCAGCUAGGGUCACCACAACUCACUGUAAUGCCCGGCCAGAUGUCACCUCCAUCGGCUGGUCUGGGCAGUUGGGGUCUCCCCAGUCCUGACAAGACCCUCUUUCAACCACCCAUGUUUAGCCUUCUGGGUCCUGGACCACAAUCUGGCAAUACUGCCCAGACCCACUACGGCAAUCCGGGUGCCACUCAGAGUCCCUCACCUCACCAUCAUGGUUACGGUGGCGAGGAGCGACCCCACCAACACGUUGAACUCCUAGGACUCAAUAUGGAUUGCUCAGGUAUAAUUCUGAAGCAACCACCAAAUUAUAGCAGCUGUGUGCCAACAUCCCUCUCCUCGCUGGACAUCCAAAGUCCAGGUGGGGAUAUGCAUCAGUAUUCCAGAGGUCAGGGUCUGGGUGUAUCUACACCCAAGUACCAAUGGCUCGAUUCCCCAGUUGAAUAUGGCAGUCCGCAGCAGACACUUGUAGGACCCGGACCCUCAUCUUCCUCAUCAUCGGUGCUGAUACCCAAGCAGGAAACUUUUGCCUCAACCAACACCUGCUCUAGUGAUUCAAGUCAGCAGCAUCAGCAAAUGCAAGCGCAGCAACAGGGUCAACCACAGUACCCAGUUCAACUAGCCGAGUACAACCCAUCAACAAGUAAAGGUCACGAGAUCUUGUCGCAGGUGUACCAACAGAGCCCCAUUCCGCUCAAACUAGUCCCCGUUAAGCCACGCAAAUACCCAAACAGGCCCAGUAAGACGCCAGUCCAUGAGCGUCCGUACGCUUGUCCUGUGGAAAACUGCGAUCGACGCUUUUCACGAUCGGACGAACUCACCCGCCACAUUCGCAUUCAUACAGGCCAAAAGCCCUUCCAGUGUCGCAUAUGCAUGAGAUCAUUCUCGCGAUCGGACCACCUAACCACUCACAUACGGACGCAUACGGGGGAGAAACCUUUUUCGUGCGAUGUGUGCGGGCGAAAAUUUGCACGAUCGGACGAGAAGAAGCGCCAUGCCAAAGUUCAUCUGAAGCAGCGCAUCAAGAAGGAGAGUAAGAUGCAACAGAAUCAAUCCAGCGCAGCCCCACCAGUGGCACCCAAUAGCCAUCACCAUCAUCCGCCACCGCAGCAGCACUCAACACACCAUAUGCUCCACGAUGACAUGAUCCCGAUCAUUGCAACAUCCUCCACAACAGCCUUGUAGGCCGAUGCAUCAUCGAUCGAUAGCAUGCGAAUCACGGAUGACACAGUCACGGCACAGCACCUGUCACAAGAUGAGGACCUCAUUGGUGGCGUCGAGGAUCACGAUUUAGAUCUCGGUGAACUCAACGUCGUCGAUCCCCACACACUGGAUCUGGUAAGUGAUGAUCAACUCACAAUUGCACCACUGACCACAAUUGCAUCUGUGGACGAUCAACCACUAGUGAUCCUCUUCUUUCUGCAGUAAGUUGCUCAACUUACCUUUUAUUGCUAAAAACCAUUGCACAAACCAACAUUAAAUGUGGUGUUAAUUCCCAAAAAACAAAAAAAAAACAAAUUAAACAAGAUGAAAUCUAUGUUGUGUCAAUGUGUUCUUUAAAAGAAGAAAAAAAAUAUUGGUAAAAAUCAAGAUGUUAAAAAAAAAUAUUUAAAAAAUGAAAAUGUGAUUGGUGGAAAUCUGUUUUUCGCGUGAUAUUGAUCGAUGAUCGAUCAACACUCUAAAUUUGAAUUAUGAUUAGAAAAUAUUUCAUAAAAAAACGACAUUAAAUUUAUAGCUGAUUACGUAAAAUAAUGGAUGUUUUAUCUCAACUACUGUGAUCUCAAGUAAUAGACUUUAAUUUUAAAAAAAAAUAUAUAAUGUGUAAAUAAUGAGUUGAUUUAUUAAAAAGGAAAAAUAUUAAUUAAAAAAAGAAAUCUCUUGUAAAGAGAACUAUUUCUGAAACAAGCAUAAUCUAUUUCUCAGAUUGGAAAUUAAAUUAAAAAAAAAACUUCAUAAUUCGUUCAUAAUCUCGUCAAUCGGUGUGUUUUUAUUAAUUUCUGCAAAAUGAAAUGUGUCCACAAACUACUUUCAACACGUGCAAUCUCUCACUUUCUAUGCAAAAUUCGUUGCAAUAUUCGAAAUUUAUUAAAAUUGCAAAAUUUUGACAUUUCACAGAGAAAUAUGCAAUUUUUCAAAAUCUAUCAGCUGUUUUUGUCAGCUCAAAUAAUCUUUUCGAGAAAAAAAAGGCCUACAUUACUAAAUAUUUUCUAUGAGAAUUUCUGUUUCACAUUAAUCUCAUUACUCGCAUGACUAUCGUCUUUAGAUAGAUCAAUUUCCAAAAUUGAUAGAAUGUAAAUUUUAGGCCAUAUUAGAUAAUGUUAUUUAAUUUUGAAGAUGUUAUUAAUCUGUGUAAUUUAACAUUAUUAUAAAUAUUCUAAUGUAAAGAUAUUUAAUAAAAAAAAUUGAAAAUAAAAGAGAGAAAAAAGGAAAAAUAAAACUAAUAAUAAAUUAAACACACAGAAUUAACAAAGGCUUUAAUUAAUAUUAGAGAUAAUAGAAUCUGAAAAAUUAAAGAAAAAAUCAACAAGACAGAAAAAUGAAGAUAAAUUUGCCAAAAACAACAAUAUAAAUUGGUUUUUAGACGUAAAAGAACAAAUUUUGAAAAUGCAUAAAUUAAUUUCUUGUGAAUUAUUGCAAAUACAUAACAAUCAGAAAUAUUAUUGUGGAGAUGAGAAAAAAAAAACUCUUUAAACUGCAGAACUAUACAUAGAAAACAAACAUAGUAAACAUAACGCAAAAAAUAAACAUAUAACCUCAGUCUUUUUACAUUCCAUAAAUAAAUUAAAAAAAAAAAGAAAAUAGUGCAUACAACUUCAAUCACUUCUUUUAAGUUAUGAAGAUAAAAAACACAUUUCAAUUUUAUUCAUUCUCCUGAGUUUCUUUGUCGUGCAUUAAAAUUGCAAAACAGGUUGUAAAUGGCCUUAAAAAUUCAGUGCAAAAAAAAAUAUUUAAAAAAAAAUCGUAAAAAAGUGCCCUCAAUUUUCAUAAUUUUUCCAAUGAAAACUUAAAAGAAAGGUAAAUGAAAAAAAUCACUCUCCUUUUCGAAAUACUUGACAUUUUUCCUAAAAUUUUUGUUUUGUGUAAAAGGAAAAGUAAAUCUACGUAAGAGAUAUUUGGAAAAAAAAAUCUCUGAAAAAAAUUCAAUUGAAUUUAUUAUCAAUUGCAUAAUGUACAUAUUUAUGGUGAUGAUUAAAAUUUUAUUAACUUACAGUGUUGAUGAAACUUUCAUCUCUUUUGAUAUAUUCGACAGAUCGGCCUACAUAUUGUAUUUAAAAUAUUAAAAUGAUAUAUUGUACUAAGUCACAAGGUAAAAAAAAUUUAUUAAAUGUAAAAUUGUAUAACAUUACUAAAUGGUGUUUCAUGAAAGAAAAUUCAAUAAUUAAAUAUGAGGGCAUUAUUUUCCAUAUUUAUGAAAAAAAUCAAGCAAAACAAAUAAUUCAUAGACAGUAUAAAAUGCGAGAUAUGAAUAGAAAAAAAAACGAAGACAAAUUGAUCAGUUCCAAAUAAAAGAAAGAAUGAAAUGUUUGAAAUUUCAUUGCCAUAUUAAAUUUGUGUAAAGAAAAAAUAAAUAAGAAUAUUGUGCCAUUCAUUUUGAAUUUACAAUUUCUAUACACGUUCAUCUUUCAACGUACACGAAAAUUUAUAUUUAAAAAAAAAAUAAUAUUUCUGUAAAGAAAAGAACAGGAUGUUUAAUUAUAAUCAUUGUAAAAGGAAUUAUUGUAUAAUUAAAAUUACAAUUAUACCUACACAUUAAUUAAAUUUAAUAAUGACAUAACAAUCAAAAUAUUGCAAGUAAAUAAAUUAUAAUGUUGAUACUAAAAA